Hypoxylon fragiforme is the source of this 1589-nucleotide messenger RNA. RefSeq lists its product as uncharacterized. The record is from RefSeq and is a predicted model, not a curated record. Gene Ontology annotation, cellular component: membrane. Bases 397 to 1407 code for a protein of 336 amino acids. NCBI's taxonomy places the organism in Eukaryota, Fungi, Ascomycota, Sordariomycetes, Xylariales, Hypoxylaceae. The transcript has 4 exons.
GCAGGACAUACAUGUGAUGGAACACAGUAAGUCAUACCGUCUGAUACUAUGUCCAACACUGUAGACGACGACGAGUCCACAAGGCUUAGUGUCUUGGCAUUUCUAUUAUCCUAUUUAGGUUAAGCGUCAUCCCGUGUAAGUGACGAUAGGGAGCUCAGCAGCUAGCUGAGUCCUAGAGAUGGAAGCCCGGGGAUGGGCGUUUCGUGUGUGAAGUUCUUUCAUUUUCUCUUCUUUAUAAGAUCCGUAUGCUCGUGAAAUGUCAUUCCUGUUUUCUAAUUCAUAGCAACAACUCUGGGCGAACGUUGAAAGGAGACUACCCCUAUUUCAUACCGGUACCUGCCAUCUACCUUCUACCUAGAAACUGGCUUUGCUACGAUAGAAUACUCUUUUCCAAACAUGGCAGCAGGAGAGCCAAUCUUGUAUAGUCUAUACGUCUACGUCCCUAAUAAGGGAGCACCUAUAUUCUUCGCCAUCGCCUACGCCAUCUCGGCCAUCUUCCACAUCUGGCAAUGCUAUCGUUAUAAAGCCUCUAAACUAAUCGGACUCCAUCCCCUAUGUGCUAUGCUCUUGACAGCCGGGUACGCGCUGCGAGAAUACGGAUCAUAUAACUACCUGUAUAGCACUACCACCAAGGUACCUUUGUUCGUCUUCAUAUUUAGCCAGGUCUUUAUAUACGUAUGUCCUCCGCUUCUCGAACUCGCCAACUACCACGUCCUCGGCCGUAUAUUCUACUACGUCCCGUACUGCUCUCCCCUCCCUCCCGGCAAAGUCCUCACCACGUUCGGCGGCCUAAUGGGUCUCGUCGAGGCCCUAAACGCCGUCGGCGUCGCCCUCUCCGCGAACCCAUCCGGCGCACCCGCCACACAGUCACUCGGCAGCAGCCUGACGAUCGCCGCCCUCGUCAUCCAGCUCGUCGUGAUCCUCGUCUUCCUCUGCCUCGCCGCGCUCUUCCACCGGCGCUGCGUGAAAGCUGGCGUGCAGGUAAAGUCCGUCAAGACGCUUUUGGCCACGCUGUACGCGAGCAUGGCGCUGAUCCUCGCGCGCUGCGUGUACCGACUAGCGGAGCACACGACGGGGCACACAAACAUAGACCUCGACAAUAUCGAGGCGCUGAGAAGCCUCGGCCCGGUCCUGCGGUACGAGGUGUUCUUCUACGUCUUCGAGGCGGCGCUCAUGCUGCUCAACUCUGCGCUGUGGAAUGUCUGGAACCCGGGCCGCUUUCUGCCGAGGGAUUGCCACGUGUACCUGGCACGCGAUGGGACGGAGGUCGAGGGAGAGGAGGUCAGGGAUGGGAGGUCGUGGAUGGUGAGAAUUGCAAGUCUGGCGACUUUUGGCAUCUUGUUCCGCGAGAAGAGGAAGGGGCUGGGGUUUCGGGAGCUCGAGCAGUAUCCGGCUGUUACCUCUUAGGUUGCCUGAGGGUAUUUGGUGAUGUGCCCCUUGGCCAUGUAACAUGAUGGAGGUAAGAGUUGAAGGGCAAUGCGGCUGUUAGAUAAGAUGAUUAGGAAGGGAGAAGGUAUAGAUUCGUUGGUACCCGACUCGAAGCCGCAUUAUAUACUAGGUAGGGAUCGUACUUUUAUAUCGCAGUGGUC